GCAAAAUCACAGUUCCCACGACGGACCGCGCUACUAACUUACCGAUUAUCAAUCUUACUACACAUCAUUCAUAGAUAUCGUCUCCUUCUCGAGACUUACUUUCGAUAUCAGAAGAUCAAUUAUCAUCUUCUUGCUUGAUGUCAAUUUCGAUAUGAAAAAGAUGAAGCAGAGACGACUGCGGCUGGGCUGUUGGGUGCUCCUCGGAGCAUCUUCGCAGGUAGAGCAAGCAGUUAGUAGCCGAACUGCAAGAACAGGCAGUGGGCGAGGGAAAAAGUUAAGGCAGCGACUUCUGAGAAAGCAUCGUCGCCCUUCAGUAGAUCUUGAUGCUGGAGUGGGUACAUUCAUUCAUUCAUUCAUUCAUUCAUCCUUGGCCUCUUCUUUUUCAAGGGGACGAAAAAAUGCUUUAAAUCCAAGGAUCAUAUGUAUGACUCUCGUCAAGGAAGAUGCGACGCGGUGGCUCUAAUGAAGGAAACAUCUUCAAGGCAGUCUUCAUCGUCGUUACAUGAAGAUGAGCAACGAGAGUUGGACGCUGAGGAGGAGAGAACAGAAGGGGUCGAGGUGCGCACAGACGGAAGCAUGGCCAAAAACAACGAAAGAAUACCUUCCGGAGAGAGCGAGGAUGAAAGGGAUGCGUCUAUUACAGUGGUAUCUUCAUCGAGCACAUCUUCAUCUAGCUCACGCUCACGGUCAAAAAAGACUAGUAGAGGAGACUCGGAACAAACUAGAAGAUCGCUCAGCGCAACGGAUAGCUCCUUUCGACAAGGAAAAGCCAAUGUCGAGUUUCCGACAUACGGGGGAUGCGCAUAUGAUGCAGCUAAUUCGGACUCUCCGGCAAAGAAAAUCAGUCUUAUGGCAUUUAAGCGUUACUUUCUGGAGGACAGGGAAGAAGUGCAUCCUUAACAGACUCAUAGGAAUGAUCUGGUGUCUGGAUGACUAGAAGUGCAUCCUUGUUAACAGGCUCAUGGCCGUUGUGCUUCAGGCUUCUCGCAGGGUAAUUAUGCGCCCGUAUCGCGAGAAAUAUAGACCCAGGCCCCAAAGAAAAAAAAACUCAUAGGAAUGAUCUGGUGUCGGAAUGACUAGAAGUUGUACUUAUAAAGAUGACUAGAUCAAGUUGUAUAGUCUAGAGAUGACAUCAUGAAGAACAACACUGCUUCUCUAAUGUUUGCGCUGACGACAGCGCGACCAAUGUAACCACCUUUUCCUAUGGGGCCGACGCUGGCGCGACGUGUACCGCUGGAGACAAACCAAAGACGCCUGCUGCAUGCCUAGUAGACAGUGCCGCAUCCCCAGCCGCAUUGACAAAAUGCAAGCUGAAUGGUAUUUUUACUAGCUCUGGAGGUUUUUUACGUGAGUACUACUUACUUCUAUUUGCUGUUGUUCCACCUAGGUAGUACAACUCCUCCUGUCACCACUCUAGCUCGAGCAACAGAAUUCCACCAUCUUCAGGAACAAGGUACUGUGAACCAUCACAACUCUUCACCUCCUACCAAAAAUCAGAUCACCAGGGAUCGAUCCACCAGUUUUGCAAGCGGGCCUCCUGCAAGUCAGACGCGGAUGCUACAGUGUCAGACGUGACAGAAUGUCUUGAUGUAGUGACCCCUUGUUAUUAUGGCCAUAGUGGUACCAUACUACAAGUAAGCCACGAUACUUAUGUCGGACUGCAACAACUACCUCCUCUAAUCCAACGAUAAAUGUGUCGAAGCCUACACUACCUGUACCACUUUGAAGGGGACCGACGCAGCCGAAGUUCCCUACAUUAUGAUGAAAAAUAACCUUCCUUUCGAGGUAGGUACCACGACACUAUCAAGGAAGAGUCCAGUCGUCGAAAUCCACCAGACGGUUGAAGUUUCUAUUCAUUUACUGUCUUUCAUCACUGACACUUUGUUUCCUAUUGUUUAGCGAACUUAAUACAUAGUACUAGUCCAUGGGGAAAGAAGGAGAAGAUCAGUAAUGUACGCUGAUAUAUAAGGAAAAGCGCUAAUCUCGAGACGUUCGAUUCGAGUUUGUUUAAGUGCACAGCAGGCAACACAGAUUUUUAAGGCAAUGAAAUUGGAAACCAAGCAAAGACUCAAUGGAUGAAUGGGAUACUCAAUCUAGACGUCGUUUCUCCGAAUAAUUAGAAAUGCCCUAAGGAAGACCUGACAGAGCAACAGGAGGAAAAUACAACACGUUUGAUGAAUGCAUAAGAGACAAGUGGCUGAAUCACGACGGAUGCCCCAUAGGGGGCACUCGCGCGGGAGCAGCGGCUGCAGUGAGCUUGGAAUUACGGCACAGGAGAUGUGAAGUAGUUCUUGUGUCACUCUUCUCUAUAAUUAGUUGUUCCCUUCUCGAAAUGAAGGACCUUCACCCGGAUGACUCCACGUAGUACGCAGGGUCAGGGGAGUACUUAGUACUUUAGAAGAAGUAGAUGAUGCUAGUAUUCGAAAAUCAUGUGAUUAUGAAAACGAAAAUCAUCGCCAAGAAGCUUUGUCAAGUUUGCAGUGGUAGACUAAUGCCAAGUUUGCAUCGCCUAAUGUCAAGUUUUGCAGUGGUAGACUCCUUUGCCACAGGGUCACCGAUAUGCGUUGGUGGGGAAGAGGAGGUGCCAGCGUCAGGAAUCUGGACUGUGGACACACUUUGCGCAUACACCGCGAAACCGAAAAAGGACGCUGCGGAAUUAGAUGGCCAGAAAACUAAAUGCGUUAACUACUUUCAACACUGCCUCAUUUACGGAAUAGUGUUAGAUUGGGAAAAUAGUGUUUGUAGUGUCUAAGGUGUCGAAGGAGGAGAUCAUUUACAUCUCGUUCUCGUAAUCGCUACUACGAGGUGCGAAUAAUGAUCUCGUUGUCUUUAGAUUUCAAUCUUUGGACCCCUAUCUGCGUACCUUUCUCCCCACAAUGCUUUCUCCACACAGGAAUUUGAGUUUUACGUACCUAGAUUUCCUGCUCUCAUGCUGGUGUCGUCUUACCAACGUGAAUGUAACUAUUUAAUUCGUGACUAUAGAAGUAUGUGGUGGGAAGAAUAAAUCGUGGUCCCAGUUUACUAGCUGACUAACCACUAAUCUCCAUGACGCCAUUCAUCUUUAGAUUUCAGUCUACGACGUCUAAACUCUGCAACAAUCUUUGGAGUUGGACCCCUAUCUGCAUACCUUUUCUAACCAAUGCCAGACGUGCUGGCGCUCUCAGUGACUACCGCCGCGGCCAGUGGCCUGACGAUGACCGACAGUAGAGAUGAUGCCACGAAGACGAGUCGCGUUCCGAAUACAAACUUAUGGUGCUCCUGAUAGUAUUUUGCCAGCUGAACACGCUGAUAUACAGUUUAUUCUCUAUCUUCUUUCAUCUUCCGUAACCGUACAUUUCCCAGAGUAACAUAAACCUAUGAUGAUACCCGGCAUCAUCAAUCCCUCAUACUUCCUCUCUUCAUCUUCCGUCCAUUUCGCAGAGUUCGGUAUGCAUUUCUUUCCAGUACGCGAGUGUGAGGCUAAGAGGCACGUCGACGCAGAUGCUAGCUUACAACCUACCUGCGCGACGGCUAAGACCGAGUGGCCAUCGGUUUCUAACACGCGAUUGGUCAACCACAUCACGAAAGCUUGCGACAGGGCUAAUUGUACUACAAAUUAAAUUGGCUACUUGUGCUACAUCAACUUGCAUUUAGACUUUUACUACGUAGGACACUACAAGUAAAAAGUUAUAAGAAUAGCUUAGUACUACACUAGUACUAGUUCUAGUUCUCCAUUUCCAGAAGUUACAGAAGUACUGCUACUGGUUUUGAACAAGACGGGUGUCAAAUUUACAAGUGCUUGUUUCUACACUAGUAGCUGAAUUUGUAGUGCUACAAAGCAGCUUAAACCUCACUUUGUAGAUGUGCGGGAUUGGUGUACGAUGCUUCUGGGAAAUACGGCGCUCGCGGGAGCAAGUGCAGGAGACGCAUCGAAGUUGGAAAAGCAGCGAGGAUGUUUGACGCGUUGUGAAGGUCUUGCGGCUAGCUGUUUCGCAGAACUACCAGACAAACCCUUUCCGUCUGCUAUAAAAAGUACCAUAUCUACUUGAUUUGGUUUUGAAAAAUUUUGAAAAAUGCUAAAGCUGAAGGUAGUCAGUAAGUCAGCACGAAAGAUCCAGCCAUGGGUAUGGGGUGUAGCUGUCAGAGGCUUUAAUAGCAGCCUACUGACUAAUUCUUUUUCUUUACCCACCCCCCCGCUGUCCCCUUCUUGCUGUCUAUAUUUCUCUUGCUAGAAGGUGUUACUCUCUCAAGUUGUAGGGUGAUAGACUUAAUUCGAGAUGUGGCCUUUCGUGUGCUUGCUGAAGAUAGGAAUACCCUGUCACAACUGAUACCUAACAAUGAUCUUCCUUUUCUCAUUCAGCAGAGUUCUCACAACUUAUACCUAAUAAUGAUCUUCCUCUUCUCAUUCAGAACAGUCUGCCCUGAAUGCUCUUCUUCUUCUUCUCACUCACUCACUCACUCACUCACUGCGUCACCCACUCACUCACUCACUCACUCACUCACUCACUGAGUCACUCACUCACUCACUCACUGAGUCACUCACUGAGUCACUCACUCACUGAGUCACUCACUCACUGAGUCACUCACUCACUGAGUCACUCACUCACUGAGUCACUCACUCACUGAGUCACUCACUCACUCACUCACUAAAACCACUGAAAUAACCAGUUGCCCAGCCUGAUGGUAUUGACGAAACUGGUUGUAAGAAAAAAUGGUCCGCCUUUGAGGAACAGUGUGCAAGUGGUUGGGACAGUCCGACUUACGGCUAAGCACUUUAACGAGGACCGUUAAUAUCAAGUCUACCUCUUUACAGUUUUGGUUUUAUCUUCAAGUCCAUCUUGAGGAGUAGGAGCUGCUUCUACAUUGAAGUAUAAGAAAGUAGUUUAACUUGUGUACCAUUUUGGAGGUGAGCAACUCAUAUUCAAGACCAGCAAGACGGGAAUUAUGAAGCUCUAACUAACGACGGUCCCAGUUAUCUCAAGCAUGGCGCAGAUAUACGCAAAUCGACCGGGUUCUGGGACCUUUACGAUUUCCAAUCUACAAGAUAACUAACGGCGAAGAUGACUACUAGUCUCACAUCCUCAUCCAUGGUGAUUAAAGAGGAUGAGUCUCACCUCCUCAUCUUCAGUGAUGGAUAUUUCUUUCAUCUUACUUCUUAGUCACGAAGUCACGUUCUUCUUCUAACAGCGCAAAUCCCGACAAGAUACGCCGGGAAGUCUGCAAGCUUGCUACCCUUGUUGAGAAUCCAGUCGCAGGUGAGGACUAUGCCUAUCUCGACAAAGGGGGUGGAGUGCAUGAGGUUGCUUAUAAUGAUACCUUUAAGGCAUAGGCAACAGUUUUCGAGUUUGAUCUUAGACUCCUUUGAGUGCUGCUUGCAAUGAUACAACCUUGAAAGCAACAGACAGUUCUUAAUGGAGUGAUUGAAGGCAGCAUGCUUGACUAUAAGUUACUUAGAAGCUAGCCAUAACUCGAGCUUCUAUGUGAUAGGGCUUCUUAUGUGAUCGAGUAAGGAGCGCAACAUGAAACCGGCACGUGGCGUUUUAUAUUGGAGUCCUGGACAUGGGUCAUGGGACCAGGACCACGGUGGCCGGUGUCACAUUAUUCUCUAACCACUGCGUUGAAGCGCUUGAGGCGUGCUGGUCUGAUGACGAAAUUGUGAAAGGUUUCGAUCUAAAACAUGACGUAGCUGCGUCACCGGUUCUGAUGCAUUCACAAUGUACUAUAUCAUAUUACUACAUGAUUUGAGUAUAUCGAAAAAUAACCGCUUUAUAAUUAUAUUUCCCUUAUUUUCAUCCUAACUUCUUAGUCCCUCCCGCCAAUAUAUUACUACCCGACUUGCUUCUAACUCAUAUUCUCAUCGAUUUAAGGUAUUACUAGCUUAAAAUGGUGGCCCAUUGGCACUAGGACCUAGGUAGAACGUGCUGGUUCAAGACAUUAAGACCGAUCACUCUCCUUGGUAGUAAACUUUACAAGCUAGAAUAAAUCUAAAACGAAUCUUACAUGAUGAUCCGAAGUUUAUGAUAAAGAUUGAGAUGGCCACCCUUUCUUCAGUUGUUCAAUACAGCUUAAGAUGAUUAAGAUACUUCUAAGUGAACAAUUAUCUAGUACGUCGUUGUACCACUUAUCUAGAUCUUACUAAUAGCCGGCUACUAGAACUUGUAUAUAAGUAAUAUCUAUGUAAGUAGUUUCCAGUAGCCGUAUAUUCUUAGUAAUAUCUAUGUAUUAAUAUAUCUAGUAAUACUAAUAACCUAACCUAACCUUAGUAAUUUGUACCACGACUAUAGCCGUCGCUGUACAGCUUAAUAAGAUGAUUUGAACAAUUAUACAUAGUUGUACCACUAAUAUAGUGAGCCGUCGCGAAGUACGCCGUCUGACAGUUUAAGAUGAUUAAGAUAGUUCUUCUUCUUGGGGUUGUAGUACCAAUGCUACAUUAACCUCCAGGUAAAAUGAGAUACUUCUAGAAGGGUUGUAGUACCAAUGCUACAUCAACCUCCAGGUAAAAUGAGACAUAUGGGACUACACGACGCUUGUGCUGCGAAACUGUUUCAUCCUAACGGAGGGUUUCUUCACGAAUUGCCAGGAUAUAAGCAAAAAAAAGCAGAUGGCUCGUUUGCCGCAAGCGGACUGAAGUGGAGCUCCUAUGCGUUGCUGACCCACAUUUAUGACCUGACGAGUGCGUACGUAGUAGUUGUAACAACACAGACGAAGAGCCCAAGCAUUGUUUUUGGCUCCUCAGCAGCCAUUCAUGUCUGCCAGUUUUCCUCGUAUGCCCACACCUAACCUAACACAAGGAGCCUGGUAUGCCCACACCUAACCUAACGCAAGGAGAAGACUGUGAGGUGGAUCAACGUCUAAGAAUUGCAACUAACUUGUGAAGCAAUGGAGAUGCCAACGACUUCGACGUGCAAGUAUGACGUCUCUACCAAUGCGACGAAGACGGUUACAGUUAUGGCUUUUUAUCAAAUUGGCUCAGUGGGUACUAGAGGUAAAUUUGAGUGGACUUCAUCGUGUGCAACAUAAGAUAAUUCGUAUUCGGACAGUUGAUUGGAGGACUCCACACGAUGGAAGUGGUAGUCGUGACUACAAACGAGACGUGACCACUACGAACAUGCAUGAUGAUACGGUACCGUGACCACUCUACAUACUAGUUGUGACUACAAACGAGCAUGAUGUAGAAUGAGAAUGGCUGCAAAAUGGACAAAAAAAAACCUGGCUUCUUCUAAUCCUGUAGCAGAUACCGGCGAGAUUGCCUACCAAGCGGCGUCGGGCACAAGUUGCACCUCAGACGACAGACAACAUGACGCGGCGCAGUGCACUGGGGACAGCAGCAAUUGCGCGUUUGGUAUAAGUUCUGCUUAAUUACUAUCUAGGGAACACACACCACCGUCAUUGUCACCAAUACCGUUGUGAUUAUCAUACAUUUUGUACUCAUUGGGCGCAGUAGAGAGUGUCGUCAAAAUCUCACGAUGAAUGAAUCAAGAAGCCUGAUUAUGAUUUUUAACUUUGCUGCGACUAACUCACACUACAACCUAGGUCAAGAGGAGAAGCUUCACGAUGUAUGCGUACGGGCUUCCUGUAUCAGCACUCCAAGUGCACCACAGUCUCAUCUAGUGAACUGCGCCAAGGUGGAUAAGGGGUGCUACGAUGCCUGCCUUAAUGCUUUCAACUCGUGCAGAGAAACUCCAGGGACACUUGCCGAAGCUGCCUACUCUACAGUAACGUCGUUUUACGGGACCGUGGACUGCGCAACACCGCUGCCUUUCAACGACAGUGCGAGUGCGCCCUUUACCACUUACAGAAAGUGCUUCGAGGAAAAGUGGUUGAAAUUGAAUACCUGCGAUAGAGCCUUAUGAUGAAGUGAAAAUGUUAAUGUAAAUGAUGAAGUGAAACAAGCAAGAAAUGCUGUAGACUUUUGAGUCAAGCAAUGAGUGCUGGAUUUGAGUCAAGCAAUGAAUUUCAAAUUUGAGAACCAAGCAAUCAAAGUAAGAGUAUUGUACAUAAAUUCAACGAAUCAUUAUGUUUGUGUCUUCUAACACCCGUGGACACCUUUAGUCGGGAAAGUAGAGCAGUCACAGACCUCAUCGAGCGUAGUACGUUCGACAGUAUGUGUGCGGGCAAUGAACCAAACGCGGGCGCUGCUAAGAUUACGGCAAGAUGCCGACGGUAGCCAAUUUAGUAGUUUGUUGUCCAUAUCCAUUUCCAUUAUAUCAACAUACGUAGGAUCAAGCUCUUCUCCAUUCCUAGAAUCCUGUGGAGGGAGCGAACGUACAUUUCACAUUAUCUUCCUUCUAAUGGCGAGUGGACACGUAAUAGCUUUUGUCAGGCGAAAAGCAAAACGGGAGACUGUGCAACAAAAUGCGAGACUUUCAUGGAAAAAUGCUAUUCCAUGUCUGCGGCGGACAACACAUUAUGAAGAAGAUCUAGAAGAUCAAUGAUUUUUGUAUGGAUUGUUUUUACUACAACUGGCCAUCAUCGUUCUACUCAGGAGCCGUCGACUAAUAUGCCCGUGGGGCUUGGGCUCUAGCUUUUCUACGGCCAGGGUGGAGCGCAUGGAUGAGCGAACUACUACAACUUACUCCUAGGUGCUCAGGCAGGAACUGCGACAGGGACACAUGACAUGACAACUUACUCAGCGGAGAUUUCAUUAUUUGUAGCUGCAGGCAGCUAGACACUUUUUUUAGAACGGAGGACCACUUUUUUUUUUGAGUUUCCACUCUCUAACCUCCGUGAUUUGGGCGGAGCAUAGCUUGAAUUAUUUUCCAGGUGUUUGUGCCAGCGCACGCGAUGAAUAUUCUUAUGAGUAGCAGUCUGAAAUAAUGAAAUUGAAAAUUGCAACCAGAAAAAGUGGGACGAAAUUUUGUCUGUAAGAUUUUGACUUAAAUGAAACUAACUUAACGACGGCGUAGGCGUUUUUUGUUUUCCACCUACCUCCAGAUCUGAAGGACAACAUCUUUGGCAGACUUGACUUCCACCAAGGUGGAACAGAAUAAUAGAGUAUAAUUGAAAAGUACAGAUGAAGAGGAACAAGCUGUCCAUCUGCUGUACUUUUCAGUAGAAGUAGAUGGAAAAAAACCAAAACAACUCCCCUCAAAUAUACAAAUCCCCUCAAAUAAACAACUCCCCUCAAAACAACUUUGGCUAUCCCUUCUUUUCUAUAACAGAAUGGAUGGCAGUGAUUGCGCAAACGCAAAGAAGGCUUGGACUGACUCGUGCGACGUGGGUGCUCAGCCUACCCCGGGAACCCAUGACGUCGACUUCAUGGCACAUUCCUGCACUCGAUAUGAGCGUACUACUCUGUCUACUUCUGUCUUUUAUUUUUGAAGUAAAGAAGAUCCAUAUUCAAUCCAAGAAAUCCAGAACGAUAGACUUACUACUUACACUUAGUUUUGAAGUAAGAACUCCGAAGUCGUCAGGGAAAUCUGAGGCAGUUUGCCGAAUAGAUUCACACCAUCGAGUACUCAGAACUAUACGCAGAGAGACCGGCAACGUCAAGCUUCUCAAAAAUGGCAAUCGUUGCUCAGAUGCAAAGGAUUGGUGCGAAAGAAUGCUGGGCGCUGGUUUCCUUACCGAUCCUUCUGGAAGAGAAAAGCAACGAGGGUGUUUGCUUCGCUGUCAAAACGUUGCUCAGAGGUGCUUCGCACCAGUCAACACGAGUAGCAGUGACAGUUCGCAAAUAACAAGUACUACUUUCUCGAUAGAAGAAUUUUCUUAAUUUCAUUGUUAGGUCAACAAUGUUAGAGACAAGUAAAACUACAUAGAACGAGAACUGCAGAAGUUCAGAGAUAGUAGCUUUCCAUUUGAAUUCUUCACUUCUCUACUAAAACUUCGAAUCUGCACAAGAUACAAAGAAUAUUUUCAUUUUUUAAGAGAAGACUCGUUCGUUUCUUGAAUUCUAAGGCCAGAGGGAAUGUUGAUUUACAUUUGACAACUCUACUUUUUAGUCUAUCUAACGUCACACGUCACGUGGUCUUACUCUGUUGAACAACAUCAGUUGCGCCUCCAGUUGUGGACGUGGAAGCGACUGUGAAACUGUCGGCAAAUGACGACGAGUGCAGGAACUUGUGGGCGUCGUUGUCGUCAGAGUGCUCGAGUGGAUGGAAAAAGGGCCACAACGUUAAGGUUGUCCCUGAUCCAUCUCUACUAUAGGAACGAUCCCUCAAGAACAGUACGCACACCAAUAAUUAAGAGUAGGUUAAAGGUGCUUUUCUUACCGCUUUUUAUGCCUCUCCUAAGGGAGAAAGGCAUAAAAAGCGGGGUAAGCGAGCACCAAAAACCUACCUCUAAAAUAAGGGGUAUAUAGGGGAAUAUUCUUGAGGCAUUAAAACUGUUGAGAGAUCUACUCCACAGGGAUGAAUUGGGAAGAGGUCUAAGAACGUAGUCCAGAUAUCCAGCAUGAAGGAGAUCUUUCAUAAGCGGUUUCAAGCUGCCAAUGGCAUUACACACAAGCCAGAUGACCUUCGUAAGGAGGUGUGUAAAUUAUGGAUUUCGAUGAAUUCGUUGUUUUAAAAUGUAGUAAAGAAGCGCAUUAGUCUAUUUAGGUAGUACUUCGAAGAUGAAGGAGAUGAAGCACGAAGUUGUCUUAGAAUUUUCGUGGUCCUAUCUACGUGCCGCAAAAAGCGGCUUCUGGGAUCCUAGAUUGACGUACUACCAGCAUGAUGAAUCGUUUUGCACGUUCCUCCUGAAAGUUCUCAAGAACAAUCAGACGCAGUAAUUCUUGACCUCUAAGAAAUCUGGCAACGAUGGUCGAGGAAAGCGUGCCUGGUCAUUAUGUUGAGGAAGGUCCUGGCAGUACAGUGAUGUCUUGUUGAUCAUGCACUGGUUUUCUCCUAGAAGUCACAUCACUUGCAGUAGUACCAGAGUGUCGUGUUGAAGGACCUCAACUAGAAAUUGACACUCUUCUCCAGCAGACGUAGUUAUUAACUGUACAUUGUGUAGCACAACGUGUUCAUACUUAAAGUAAAUGCUAACCUAACAUUGCCUGCAUUUCUCGGCUCUUAUCUCUUGCUUACCAGUUAGUAGCUGCAUAAUGAGCAUCACCAUCAUCGUCAUCAUCACGCGGUAAGAGGAUUCUCUGUAUUAGAGGAGUCCUCUUACAAACUUGAAAAAAAAAUAAAAAACGGUAAGAGGACUCCUCUAAUACAGAGAGUUUGCGUAUUGCCAAAACGAGCAUAAUGAGACUGAGCCGUGCCACGAGAAUGUCUGUCCAAAGAUGCUGAAGGAAUGCUGGGAAGAUAAUCAAUUUCUUUAAGAUGUUGAAAGUACUAUGACUAUCACUUUUACUUGAGCACUUGUUCUUCCUAGGUAGUGCAGCUGGGGAGAAGAUUUGAAGAAUUAUCUUAGACGAUUUAAAAGAAUUAGUUGUACUUAGGUCUGAGAAGCAGUGCUUCUAAGUACAACUGUGUCCCCUUAGUUGUACUUACAACUUCAAAGAAGUACGUGACUUCAAAGAAGUACGUGACUUCAAAGAAGUAUCUCCUCUAAUUCUUGCAGGCAUUCGAUCUUUCGCCAGCAGGGGCGCCAGUCAUACUGCACGACGAAUGUACUACUUAAACCGAGAUGAUAAAAAAGAGGCAAUUAUACUAGUGUCUGUCCUCCUCAUAUUAGGUAGAUAGGACGAUGAAGAACAAGAACUACUAGGUAGUACGUAAAGAGAUGAAUGAAGUCAAUACUAGUGUCUGUGCUCCUAAGAAGGAACUAGAAAAGCGAUGAAGAAUUAAAACUACUGCGUACAACUCUCUAUUAGGGCACGCCAUGUUCUUCAUGCAGUGCUGCUUAAGUAGUAAAAGCCAUAACCCAUAGGCAAUGAACUACUACAUCUAGUACCUGUUUUGGUUUUCCUGAUUUUCUUGCUCCUAAAAAAAGGCAUAACUAGAAGACCAACCAAUCAACAACCGAAGCUACCCGUUCAGGUCACGCCAUGUUUGCUGGGGAUAUGUGUCAUUCGAAGCUGGAGGCUUUUCUUUCGACAGCUUGGAAGAUUAAGGCCGCACAAUAGGAUUCAACCAAAGUGCACUUUCCCUUUUACAGAAAAUAGAUAUGACUCCUAAAUCAAAAUGCACUCCCAACUGUCAGACCACGCUACGGCCAUCAUGAACGAUGGCAACAGGGACAACAGCAUGCAUUUCAAGAGAAAUUCUAGUACAGGCACUCUCUUCUGUCCUAUCUUAUCCUCUUAUAUCCGUAUCCACUUCUCGCUAUCCUAUGUUAUCUUGUCCUAUCGCUAUCCACUUCCUAAUUCUAAAUUUUAUUCUGUUUGAUCCUACCCUAUUCUACUCAUUCUCCCAUGCUACGUACCUUAUAUCAUCUGCUUCCACGCUAAGAAAAGAAAGGAGGCUGACGGGCAACUGGUAGGAGCAACGCUACAGCAUCAAGCAGAAGCAUUGGUACAGCAAAUCCAGUCAAGGUGUGAUGAGGGCAUCACGAAACGUACUUUUUAUACUUGGAUUGAUAUUUAUGACAGUAGUAGGUUCUGACAAUGGAUGCCGUUUUUUUCCUCUGUUAGAUUGAUGGAAUGUGGAUAGUUGAAUCGUUGCAAUGAUUGAAUUACAGUCCCCUAGUAACAAAAUUACUGACGCUAGAACCUUCUACCUUGUGCUGCAACAACAGCAGAAUCAAUAGCAGUAACUUCCAGAAUGAAUCAGUCAUAAACAUAAUCAUGCAAUCACUCCUCUACCUGUUCUUCAGCUGUUGAUGAUCUAACGAGCAUCGUGUGUAACGCGGGAUUCAAUGUCGCGGGUCACGGUGGUUGCCAAACCGCGUGCACAUCGUUCUUCGACAAGUGUUUUGGAUACAAGACCGGAGUGAAAGUUAAGAGUGCUAGAAGAAAUGUUGGACCAUAUGGUUGCUACUAGUUGUUUAUACUUUUGCCUGCAUGGAAGAAGGCCUGUGCUUCCCCUACUAGUGGUUGAUGGUUGUAAAGAAGGUUCUUGUGUCCAUUUAAAUUUGCUCAGCGGAAGGAGCUUGGUGCGCUUAGGUAGUUGAGUUGGAUCGUUAAUAGUUUUUCUUCUUCUUCUUCUUCUACAUCUAAUACAACCUUCGAUGGCACUAUAGAGGAGCUGAAAAAAGAGGAAUGUGCGGCGUCAAUCGAAUGCCAGCAAGCCAGGGAUCAGUGGAGCAACACUGCUUGUCCCGAAGCGAACUUGCCUCCGGUGAUGCAGGAACUUCGAGAAAAGUUCACAAGUUGUGAAGGUAUUGAGCUUGAUAUUCUUAGAGUCACACACUAAGGUAGAAGUUUCUUCAUCAAUACUUAUUAAUUUAUUAAGGUGUACAAGAAAGUUCUUAUAAUUGCUUGUUGAGAAGUUAUGCUUCGUAAAGAAGGUCUUAGGCUUCUUUCGGACUUUUUUCCAUGAUGCUGUCGGUCAUAGACGCUCAUCAACAUCUGAAUCCUCACACUCAGGUAACCUGACCCACGGACAACUGAUGAAGCAGACAACUACUGACUCCGACAUUCGACUGAAGUUAGGGAUUUUUCAUUAAUAUACCAGAAGAUGUGACUGCUCUCCUAAUUGGUCGGCUCUACCAAUAUUAUAUCAGAAUAUGUAAGAGACCUAUCAUCUGAGUCAGGCGCCAUGUCUUUUUUAGUAAGUAGAUAAAAUCAGGGGAAUCGAUCCGAAGAAUUUGAGGUUCCACCUUCCGUUAGGACCGACUGAAUUGCACUCACGAGGACAUCAACAACACUUGCCUCUAAUCACAGUCGAGGCGAUCGGUGGAGUUAUCACCGUUACGCACACGCCAGCAGGUGCACCGAAGAAAGCGGCUUCAGUCCUUAAGGCUUUUGUUUCGCUGAACGCUAGACAAUUUUCGUCUCUUUUUGCGCUAAACAAUUUUGUUUUAGUGAAAAUCACAUUUUUAUUGAGCUCCACUGACACUACGGAAAGGAAUAGAAAUAUAACCAAAUAACUUGUUGAAGAAGCUGCUCUUCGUCUGCUUCUUCUAAUCUCUGGCUGAAGCAUUUCCACGAGGUAAACGGGGAGAUGCAGAUUAUUGGUCUUAACUUUGCCGAUCCGGACGAACGACAUAGUGUUACCUCCUUCGAACCAGCUCUCUUCGACAUAGAUGCUGUUGACGACCAUGGAGUCAAUCUGGCUGAGCUCUAUGAACAUACUGAACCUCUCUGCUCUUCACAUGUGGAGAGUUGUAGUCAACACGAGUCGCGAUUAAGUCUUAAUCGAACCGCGACGAAAAACCCUAAUCGACGAAGCUCAAUACUCUAGUACUUUUUACUGUUCUCUUACAUGCCGAAACCUAAGGCCACUGAACAAGAAGUCCGAAAUUUAUCAUCAUCAGCCGCAUUCUACUCAUCAUCAUAUCCUGCCUCAUCAUAGCCUCCGUGUCGGUUCUUCUAACUUCUGGGCCUUGGGAAUGGAACAGUAAAAGCCGAUAUGGUCAGUGCGGUUAGGAUGGUCGGGUCGCCCACAAACGCAGUGGGAGAAAUUGGCAUUCACGUGUUGAAGCUGCGACAGGCAGCAGAAAUCUUCAUGGGAAACCGAGCUAUUCUACACUGUAAAGCCGGAGACCUCGUUGUUCAAGCCAAAGUCAGUGGAGAAUGGAAUUAAGACAGAGGACUCAGACUGUACUCUUGGUUUUGACUAGAAUAGAAUAUACGGAUCCUACUUAGCUUGGCCAAUACUAAUAAUUCUGUACCUAUAUACCUUUUACCUACUAUCCUUCCUUUUUCUUUUCCUAGUUAGCUUGGCUCCACCCGUAAUAUUGAAGGGGAAGAAGUAGAGACUGAAAUCUGAUUCUUCUAAGAGCUACUGUAAAUGAAAGCUACGACGAAAACAGAUGAUGUGGAUGGGAUAUAUGUAAAUUUGCUCUAGACAACAACUGCCACCGUGCAAGUUAGUAGCCAGACGGUACGGAGUACUAUCCUUCGAAGUUGUACUAGACACUCGUUACAGGACUUUGAUGUAGAAGAUGAACAAGAGUCGACGCGCAACUCUCUACACAAACCUCGCGCGAGGCACAUUAACUCACUCACUCAAUCUUCACUCACUCGCUCACAGCUUCGCCUCUAAUAAAAAGUUUGUUCUGGCACAACAGUGUGUCCAGUAUCAAUGGGAGGAAGCGAAGGCGCACAGGAAUUAUUUGCGAACGGGGAACUCCAACUAGAACUGAUAGGAAUGGGGUCAAGGACACAAUUCCACCAUUAAGGCUCCAUACAAUUCAUUUCUACAGGACUUAAAUAAAUUUUUCCCUAUUUCGCGAAGCGAGUAGCAGUUUUCCUUCUCUAUCAUUUUUCUCUUCUCUCUCUUCCAUGCAGGCAAGAAAUGAACUAUGUUUUGAGCUCUAACAACAGGCGACGAACUUGUUACCGCAUACCGGCGCUGCACAAGCACAGGUGUCCAAGUACCCGGAAGGCGCAGACACAGGAGUGCACUUUUACUUAAGGCUAACGCUGAAGCUGAUUCUUGAUCUCCAUACCAGGGGUCCGUAUAUAUAAUACUAGGGAUCCCACCCUAUAUUAUCAUACUAGGGGUCCCUAUAAUACGGUAUAGCAUACGCAUAUAUUUUUAUAUGUACAAGCGAUAGUCCAGCGGGGCUCAAAGCACUAAAAUAAAGCAACCGCCGAGUUUUUGCCUCCAUCACGUAGAUGCAUCCCUUCAAGCAAUAUAAAUAUGCACAAGCGAUAGCCCUUCUGUCGCGCCAGCUCUGGGAAUGUGUAAAAAAUUCUUGAGUAGACAAACAUGAUGAUGGGAGUUAAAAAAGUGGCUAUGUUGAUAGAUAGGCGCUUUUAAGCCAAAAAACAUCUGAAAAGUGAUUAAGUUAACCUCCUCCCAUAGCAGGACUUUAUGGCCUUUCCCUCUUAAUAUAGUCAGAGGCUGUGCUGCAAUUCUUGAUUGGCUUUUGUCCGUAAAACGGCGAAGGUUUAGGUCCAGCGACGCUCAAAGCACUUAAAUAAGAAGCCGGCUCGUUUUCCUCUUUCUACUUUUAGGCUAUCCCUUCAUGCAAUAGGUGUGCAAGGGAAUGAAAAGCCACUUAAAUAGUACUGCACAGGGAUGAAGAAAAGCAACAGAUACUUUAUCCGCAUCAUGCUAGUGAGUGAAUUAGUACCUCUAAUUUCCGCUCCAGACAUGCGGAUAAUGGGCAAGACCGAGGAUGCGACACACGUGGAACUACAAGGACCGCGAAAUUUUGGUGAUGACCACCUGCCGCCUACAAUUAAGGCUAGCUCUUUAUUUGUUCAUAAUUACUGAUCGUAAUUUAGGCUGUUCCUUGUUUACUCGUUCAUUCCUGCUCGUGGGAUCAUCUUCUCGGCACUUUUUUUACGCUUGUUACCAGAUACCAGUUACUACGCUUGACAGACACCAUACCCAUACGGCGUGAUUGUCUCGUAAGGGGAACUAUUCCCUGUAGAAAAGUCAAGGAAGGGGAUCGAUCCUAAAGAGAGAUGAAGCAGAACAAAAGGUCAGUAGGUCACUCACAAAUCACGGAUAGAAGACUUCAUUUGAGGUACCACGAUUAACGAUCUCUAAUGACAUAACCGCCAUAAUGCAUCCUCGUGGUGCUGCAAAAGAAAGAGCAAAGCCGUUUGCAGUUAAGGCUACCGCGUGUGCAUCCCCGGCAUCUUCCUCGGUUCGUUUUCUCCUUGAAAAAGAAGCGAGCCAAGGAUGCGCACAGGGAUGCGAACCCGGCAGCUCCAAUGUAGGGGCAGAAUUACGCGCCGUGUUUCGAUUUACCGGCACCUCAGCUGGCGACGAUCCACUUGCAGCCUCCGUGGAACCAAUGUUAAGGCUCCUACCGCUAGAGCAUGUUCUUAACACUCGUAUUAUCCUUGGUUCUUCUUUUUCUACUCGGAAAAGGACCACAAAGGAUACGACACUCAAGGAAGAUGCUAAAGCGGUAGCUCUAACACUGGAGAAGAUUCCGGGCGCCUUCAUUUACGGCUUCCCCUAAUCCAUCUUCGGAAGCAUCCUGAGGCUGUCCAUAAGGGGAGAAAAGCAUCAGGAUGCGUCUCAAGAUCGAUAAGGGCGAGCUCUAAUUCGUACUGGCUUUCAACAGGAGCGGCGUGCCUGAUCUCGCGGCUGUAGAUAAGGCUUGAUUGAUAACAACUCGUCAUCUCAUGAGUCAGGUAUUUAGAUUUAUACUAUAAGUGCUAGAACAAGCUCUAAUAGACAGGGCGUUGUAACUGGCGCUGGUCUGUCGGCGAUGCUUUUUUUAAGGCUACAAGAAAUCCAGCUUCCCCACCAGCAUCUUGGUCCUCCCGUUUUCUUUAAAAAGGGACGAAAACGGGAACUAAGAUGAGUCCGAGGCUGGAUGUCUCUUAGUUCUAAUUUUUGCGCACGCUAUUUCGAACUGCAUUGCCGGAGGCUUGUUCGCAGCGACGGGGAGUAUAGCAGACGUAAACUUAGACGACGUAGUGAAUGCUACGCCAGGCAGUUCAUUCCUGACAAAAUUAAGGGUUCUUGUAAGUUUGCCUCUUUAUGAGAAUAAAUCUAUGGCAGAUUAGACAGGAUACCAGAAGCAUUAGCGCGUUGAGCGUACUUGGAUAAAAAACUCAGACAGAAUCGUGCUCCACAUGAUACCCGUCUAAGAUCUAUAGCACCUUUUCCGAACAAAAUAAAAAUCGAGGCCCUUGGUCUAAAACUGAUCAAGUAGGAGUCGCGUCCUGGACGGUGGACUAGAGUCAGUGGGAGCACCUACCCCCCCACGUGUUCUCCACCUCGGACCUGGGGGGUGGGACGCCAAGGGCUGUAGCAUCUCUAGAUAGACCUAGCUAAUUUUAUAUUUUACUCUGUUCCACCUACUCGGCUUUUGCUUUUGAGUUGCUCUACGAGUGUUGAGGGAAUCAUGUUUGUUCCCUCUCGACCCGUUUGAGCUCAACUACCAGAAAAUCAGGGACAUCGGCGGACAUCUCGCUUACUUACAUCAAGUAGGAGUAGGACUAGGAGCGUCUGUCAUAGAUUUAGAUACUUAUGCGAGAUCGAUCGGGCAACUUGCAACCCCUAACAAGAGGUUCCUCAUCUUCCUCCUCCUCUUCUGUGCUUCUGCGUCGCGGUACAAAAAACGAGACUGCGCGCGAAUCACGAGGACAAGAGGCCUCCGAAUUCAAAGUGUUGUUAUGACAAGUUCGCUGCCAGAACAAUUCUUUCUGAUUCUGUACUUUGUGAUUCUGUACUUUCUGAUUUGAAAAAACUUUUAUGCACACACUGCGACCUCAGCCUCACAGUCAGGUCCUUACUUUUUCUGCUUUGAAGAAAGAAUGGAAAGGUCAUACGUAGUCCUUCUAACUUUCAUCUCGUACAACUUGACAGUCGAUACUACGAACAAAGCGGUAGCAACGAAAGGCGUGUUGCCAGCUCCGGGAGACGCCGACUUACGUUCUCAAACUAAUUUGCUCUCGAUUCAGAUACUCGAAAAACUGAAGUAACCGAGUUACUGACUGAAAUAAGGGGCGUAGCUUAACGUCAAGGCUACUCUUCCUUCUCAUCAGUCUCUCGGUUAUUCUGUUCAGUUACUUGCUUAUUCCAGUUUUUCGAAUAAGUACGUAAGUGAUGGAUAACAGAACAUCAUGGAUGAUAGAUCAAAUGGAGCAGAAGAUAGGAAUAGGAUGCUUCGUUCUUUGUCGUGUUUGACGACCUGAGAAUUUCUCUCCACAGACACGGUAGCAGCUUUCAUGUCUCUUAGUGACAAAGCGUGCCUAUUUCGCUGGCGAACACUUGAUACCUCUGUUUCGCCAAGUGCUCAGUGGUUACAAAGUUACGGGUUGGCUCCUGUUGUAAGUAUGUGAAUGAAUGAAAGAGCAGAUUGAGAUUGUCUAGGUGAAUGAAGAAUGUCGUUGAUGGACAACUCUGCCCAAUUAAUAAAUCAAUGUUGUACAUCAACAACUGGUAGUUGUAGUUCUACUCUAGUUUUCCUCUGCGACUUUUGUGCCUUAAUUUGAUUUUAUUCCUCUAACAAAAGCGGAGAGGACAAGAUAGAAGCCAAAGACAAGACGUUCAUAGACAGCGUGACUAGUGUGGUGGCCUUUGACGGCGGCGCUCCUCCUCCAGCGCCAGGGGGAGACGAGCCGAUAGCAGAGGCGGCACCGAUAGCAGAGGCGCAACCGAUAACAGAGCCGCCGGUGAUAACAGAGGCACCAGGGGGAGUUAAGGCUCAUGAUAAUGACUCAUUUGCAUAAUUGUUGUAAGGUGUUUCUCUUUCUACAUCACAGGUUGAGCAAAUGUUGUAAGUUGUUUCUACAUCUUCACAGGUUGAACAAAUGUUGUAAGGUGUUUCUACAUCUUCACAGGUUGAACAAAUGUUGUAAGGUGUUUCUACAUCUUCACAGGUUGAACAAAUGUUGUAAGGUGUUUCUACAUCUUCACAGGUUGAACAAAUGUUGUAAGCAUCUUGUGAGCUCUAAGGAAGGGUCUGGAUCCGUUGCGCCGACGGAUGAAGAUGAGGUAUGGUGAGAGUACUUAGCAUGUUGAUACGACAUGAUCAUGAUCUUCGAUCUUUACAAGAAGCGAUACAACUUCUAAAACUUGUCUCUCUCUUUCUCGUAAUCUUCAAUUUAUUUUACACGAAAACGAAGAGUUACUACUACCUCGUCCGUAUGAUCUAUUGUUUGAUGUGAUUAAUUUGCUAUGAUUUUUUUUCCCGUCUGAUAGAUGGUAGGUACCAAUCUAUCACGGCAUUGGAACAGUAUCAUAGACGAACAAAAAGAAAUAAAAUAUUUUUAAGUUAGAUAACCAACUGGACAACUCGGAGAUCUCUUUGUUACUCUAUACUCUAUAGUUAGAAGAUUGAUAAGCAAUCUGGUGUAGCAAGUCCUCUUCUAACAUCUACCACCGAGACGACAGAGACGACAGCAGGCGCGGAAGUAGCAGAGAUACCCGCGCAAGUGAACCUUGGAUUAGCGAUGUCAGAGGAGGAGGCAACGACUAUCAAGGACACACCAGCCUUCACAGGCAUCAUGGAGACAGCCAUCAAAAAGUCACUACCGAAGAACGACUUAUACCAAGAGGGUUCCGAAUGGCCUCGUGUGAAGAUAGACUCCAUCGAAGUCUUAUCAGCCGUCAGCUCCAGCUUUUUGAAAGAAAGUAGAGGAGAUUCUCCAGAACGCAGGAGAAGUGGUGCAGGAACAGGAGUAGCAUCAUCUUCUGAUGUAGUUAUGCCGGUGGAAAUAGAAGUACAGCUUAAGAAAUUUUUCGACGAGAAAAGUACAAUUACCACGUCUAAAGCUAAAGGUGGUUUACUAAGUAGUAGACCAUGCAUUCCAUCUACCUCGUAAACAAAGAACAAUUGCGGCAAUGCGAUUUUCCUCUUUUCUGCCCAAUCGUCUACCUUGCUUUUAAUCUUUCUCUAAGAGUCGCCGCGCAACUCGGACGACCAGGAGUUUGAGCGAACGAAAGCGUGCUAGCAAGCUCCUGACAAAAGUUGUGGAGCGUUCUUCUAGUGUGCAGUUUGCGGUGCAGUAUACAGUGUCUUUUCCAGCAGCCGACGCAACAUCCGUCGCUAAUGACAUUACGGCUGCAGUCUCCAGUGUUGGUGGCGGAGUUGCUGACACGCUGAGUGAUAAUGUGAAGUUAAGGCUUGUUUUUGCAUUCUGUUGUUUGAAGAUUCCGCUUUCUAGUUCUGCGAUCACCCCUCACCAAUCGAUAAGAAGUUAAGCCAUGUUCUUAUCCGUCUACUAAAUAGGUACUAACUCAUCUUUCAAAGCACACAAAGCAAAUUAGCCGGAUAAUUUCCCUCGGUGGUUCGGAGAUCGUUCGUAGUCUCUAUUCGCAAUAGAUGCCGACGCAUCUACUUUCUCUACGAUAAUGAUCCCUCAUUAAUCAUUCUUUCAUCUACAUCAUCUUUAUGCGAUCCCUCAUCAAUCGUAUAUUAAGCAGGUAGUUGUACUUGGUUACUUCGUGUUCAUGCUUAUAAGCGAUUUUUCCCUGUAAAGAUGGACUGUAAAGAUGGAGUUCAUAAUCUGUGAACUAUUCCUGCCUCUAAUGAAGGCAGCCACCGAGGAAGCAGUAGCGAACAACCGCGACUUAACAGACGAACAAAAGGCAGCUUUGUCGAAUCUUCCCACAUCGGUCGAAGAAGUAGUGCCAAUAGAGGUAACAACCACUCCGUUGCCUGAGGUGGAGAAGAGCGCAGACGAAGAAGCAGAGGGAGAUGAAUCAGGGGUAGAGGCUGCGGCAACAUCAUCCUCGUCUAGGGGUUUGAUUAUGGCUUUUUGAUAAUAUUUCGAAGAUGAAAGAGGACGGAAGUCAGAGGGAGAGAUCACUACAGACAUUUUCUGACAGCCGCGCUAAUUUGCUUGCGGGAAUAGUUCUCGCAGUUCUUGCCCUUGUCGGUAUUGGCGCUGCGGUUCUCGCAGGUCAAAAGCCACCGGCAGUCGAAGGGGAACCUGGAGCGGAGGGGGAAGUGGAAGCACCACUCCUUCAAGAAGCUCCGGCAGAGGGGCCGAUGGAAGGAGGAUUCCCACCAGGACAGCCAACCGAGGAGUUUGCACCAGAACAGCCAGCUGAGGAAGUUUCCUUAUGGCUAGUACCGUUCAAGCAUGUAGAAGUCCUGCUUUUUAGCGUAACAGAAGAAAGAUAGUCCUUGGAUGUACUAGCGUAAUAGAAGAUAGUCCUAAUUGGAUGAUGAUGUUCUUCUUUUUUUGUCUCCUGAGUAUCAUAAUGAUCCUUGGAUGAUGAGAAGACUUGAAGGUUCUUCUUUUUUUGUCUCCUGAGUAUCAUAAUGAGCCUUGGAUGAUGUUCUUCUUUUUCUUCUCCAGGACUGAAGACAAGGGGUUGUUACUACUACUAGUAGUUGAAAUAUAAUAUGGUAUAAUUUUUCUACUUGAAAAAUGAAAUUUCAAAACAAAACACCCAAGCAUAUGGAUAUGAGUCUCGCGAUGCUAGAUGCUAGCGCGAUGGCUCUAAUUUUGGCAGCUGAAGGCGAGCAACCCGCAGAAGGCCAAGAAGAUUAAGGCGACAAUGAAUAGCUACAAUAUUGAAUAUAUACUGUUUUUUUGUUUCCUAGUUAGGUGAACUCCACCGAUAAUAUAUACAUAUUUCCAACAGGCAUCUUGUUGCGCCCGUUGAUCCAGGGAAACCGGGCACCAAGAUGCUCGUCUUGCAAAUUGAUUUAUGGGGGUUCAGGUCUAAGAAAAGGGUUCAGCAGCGGAACAAGCAGAAGAGGCACCAGCCGAUCAAGCAGCAGAAGAGGGAUCCCAGCAAGAAGGUGCAGCAGAAGAACUGGGCUCAGCGCAAGGCGAAGAUUAUGCCCACUUUUCUUUCGUCUAAGUCUAAGUGCUAGCAGUAGUAGUAGUAGCAGUAGUAGCAGUAGCGUGCCCAUUGGCGGGGUAGAAGAGCCUAAUUAAUUCGCAUGUUGUUCCACUUCCACUUUUUUUUGCUAGUAUUCAUGUCAAAUCUGUGUCAUCAAAGCUACAUCCAUCUCAGUCCCAAGCGUUGUCACAACCCAAGCGAAGUUAGAAAAGAGAAAUCCUACAAAAACAAAAGUAGCAGUACUAACAGUAUAAAUAUGGCAUCUCUACUCCGUCUCUUUGUCUCUCGUCUAACAUCAGCAAGGAUCCCAGCAGCCUGAAGGAUCAGACGCAGGAGAGGGGUCAGAGGCACCGCCGUCAAGCAUGGCUGCUGGUAGCGAUGUGGAAGGAAGUGUGUCGGAGGGCAGUGAAGUGGAACAAUAAUGCGGUCUGAAAUAAAGAGAUAUUUUGAUUUGUAAUUGCAUCUUCAGUUCAAGUACCUAGGAAAAGAGAAAGAAAGACAAGAGGUUUUACGUUUUUUACAUUUGAGCACACGAUGGAUUUAAAUUUUACGUUAGUCUGUCUCCAAACUGUAACUAUGUAUUACGCAAACACACGACGUCAGAAGAUCAGUUGAACAGCGGUACAAUACGCGAACUCCGAUAUUGUAACGUGAGUGAGUGAAUGUUUAUGCACUACCUACUCUGACAGAAUGACGAUCCGAUAUUCGAAUAUUAUUGCCAAGCAAAUAGUCUCAGACAGAUGUUUGAUAUGGGGAUUCAGAUGUAACUAACUAACAGGCCUCCUUCAGGCUUCCACGGCAGUCAUUAAACGACUGCAACAGGAGCAAUCACGAUGCUGCAUUGUUUGUACACUAGGAAGAUCCAGGAUGUAGAAGAUCCAAAAGGAAGAGUAAAAGAGGAUCGAAGUGAAGCGUUUGAAUAAUGUCUAUUUCAUAGUUCGUUCUCACCAUCAAUAGUACUAGGCACUAGACAUCAUGACCUAAGCAUUGUGUAUAAGCUUUCGAUUUCUUGUCGAUUCUUCCUAGGGAGAGGGUUAUGUGGUCUUGGGAGGUUCGCUGCAAGUAGACCCCGAGCUACAUGAAGUAGAAGUAGAUUUUCAUUUUUUAGGAUUCGGUAGUCGAGGACAAUCAAAUUAAGUAACCUGACAAGAAAUGGUUCUGAAAGAUAUUCUUAUGGAGUACCAGUUCCAAGAAAUAGCGUUUAAUGAAAAUGAUAGGUAAUGCAUUACAUCUCGACCCGCGGCCCACAAGGUGAGGAAAGGGCCUCGUGUCAUCCCAUUACUAUCGAAGCUGCUGCGCUUCUGGGGUAAUUUUUAAUAUAUGAGCACGGCUUGCAGUUGCAAGAAUUAGGGGCUUCGGGCUGUAGGAGGGGUCGAAGUGGCAGUCAGAAGUAGUCAACAGAAUAAAGGGCUUCUGACGUCACAUCCGAAAAAAAAUGUCAGGUGCCCUCUUCUAAUCUAAGUACUCUAAUUUAGCGCACUAUUCGUGUAAUUAUUACUGAUUAUUUGACAUAUUUUUGUAGAGCACAAAAUCAAAAAGACAAAAUACUUUCUUGUUCUAAAGCUAGCGCACUACUACCAGACAAUCUUGUUCAUCCGGUGUUCUUGCACAGUUUGUUAUCUUUGUUGAGUCUUUUUUGUUGUCUAACCUGUUACAACUUCUUGCGGACAGAAGCCAACAUCACACUUACAACGUCAGUUACUCAACCAAAUAAAAUGGAAAAAGAAAAAAUCAUGCGUUACCAGAAGCUUAUCCUGCCCCGUCGUUAGCAGUAUGUUUUUUAAUCAUGAACAAGAUUCAUUCACUCCUAAGAUUUUCUUGUAGUUCGUUGAUGUUGAUGCAUUCAUUAUGAUAUCAUGAUUGUCAGUUUCGUUCGAGAUUGGGUGUGCAUCAUUUCUCUGUGUACAGUUGUCAUAGUUCCUACUAUUAUGUCGUGAUAGAUAGACUGAUUCGUUCUCAACAUCGAAAAGCAAGAACAUCAAAAGGCCGAUGAUUGAAAAUGCUUCGUCCAGAUAAAAUGGGAGACAUUCUGAGUUGACGCAGCGUUGACGAUGGCGAAGACGAUGAUUAUUGUAUCAGCAGGAAGCUAGCGACGCCUAUUAUCAACAAUGUGCUCCAUUUGUCUGAGCAGGGACAUUCGAGCUCAUGGACGAGACCGAG
Messenger RNA from Amoebophrya sp. A25, 24329 nucleotides. The record is from the annotation of a GenBank genome assembly. Lineage: Eukaryota; Dinophyceae; Syndiniales; Amoebophryaceae.